Messenger RNA from Xyrichtys novacula (pearly razorfish), 32478 nucleotides. The record is from the annotation of a GenBank genome assembly. Lineage: Eukaryota; Metazoa; Chordata; Actinopteri; Labriformes; Labridae.
GCGUAUUUGCAGUAUUACGGUAAACCCUCCAGGAGGUUCUGUACGUGGCAGCGGCUGAACCCCACUCUGUCCUCCUCAUAACCCCGAGGUGCCAAGUGAGAUAGUGUCUUCGCGUUGAAGUCUGACAUUACUCUUCAACCCCCAAGAGAAAGCAGGUAAGAAAACUUCAGAUUAUGUGCUUUUUUUAAUCCAGAAACACCACCCUUUCACCGUUGUUAGGUGGCUGAACCGUAGAGCUCGCGUGCGUACCGAACAUGCUGGGAUGGUUGUCAAUAACCGGGUUCAACAGGUUUUCUUCGGAGGGGACCUGUGUUACAAGACACCCCAAACUUUGUGUUUCUGCGAGGGUAAAGCUACACUAAACUACUCGGCCUUUGGCGUCUUUAAUAAUUCCGACAUGUUGGUUGUAGUGAAACACAAGAGGUGGAGGCUCGGUUUCUCUCAGCAGACAAACGGGAAGAAAGUUUUUUAAACUUUGCGCGAACUUUUUGUGACAGAGCAUCCGACACUGAGGUACUUAGGUAACACGACUUUGUCAUGUAUCUGUUUCUUUUUCGGAAAUGACACUUAUUUUUACACGUUAACUGGACAAACGGCAGCAAUUCACGCUGGUGGAGACUCUCUCAGGACCCAAACGGCUGAAAGUGUUUGAGAAUUUCUAGAAACAACUAUCUCGGCAUGACGUCACGGGCACAGUCAGUAUCCAGCUGGAAGUGAUGGAGGCCAGAUCCAGGAUCAGCGAAACAAGGGUGGAUGUUUUUAAGGUUUAACGCGCUGUUCUGGUGUCAAAGUGAUUAAAAAAAAUCCACUGAACAACUUUUUUUUUAACCGGAGAAACAGUUGCUAUGAAAAGUUAACACUCAAGAUAAGCAGAUUUUGACACAUUGCAGUAGGCCCCGGCCGAUGCCGAUACCGAUUAUUAGGGGGGAUCCGAUUACCGAUUAAUCGGCCGAUUUUUAAAAUCAACAUCAAGUAUUAAAAUUUUGUUAAUUUAAGUAUAUAUAUAUAUACAUUGAUACCGUUUUUUUUUUGCACUAUAAGGCACACUUAAAAUCCGUUUGGCUUGUCGGAGCUCUGCAGCUACCGUAUCCUUGCAGAGUUAUCAAACUGUUUUGGUUGGCUUAAUGCGCUUUAUAAUCCGAUGCGCUUUAUGUGUGAAAAUAGACGCAAAUAGACAUGUUCAUCGAUGGUGCACCUUUUAAUUAGUUGCGCCUUAUAGUGCGAAAAUUACGGUACUAUUUUUUUUCACAAAUGGCUGCUUUUGAGCCUUUCAAACACUUAAAAGAAUUAAAGGCAGAAAACUCAUUUUUUCCAACUCAAAAUGAGGAACACUCGAUAUACUGAAGGCUACUGCUCUUCACACUGACAGGAAGACCGACUGAUCAUCUCAGUAAUAUUUCACGAAUCUAUCGUGAAUCAAACUCGGACCAGAAAAGGGUUUUCAACUGCGUUGUUCAAAUCACCAGAACUACAGAUGUUAAAAAUGCAUCAGGAGCAGCAGACUAAAGCCAGGUGUCCUCAAACAUGUUAUUAGAGGAGAGCAAUAGACAACAGCUUCCACUAGUGACAUGGAGAACUUUUUAUGGGACACGACUACAUGAUUGGGUAAAAAGGAUGAUAAGUCAACACAGAGGUCACCCAGACUGGCAAAGCUAACACACCAGUGUCAAUGCAUACCAGCAAUAUUUGUGCCUUUUGAGCAUGUGUUUCCUGCCACUGGCAUACCGACACCGAAACAAGUGGGCAUGCAUAUUUUUUAAGUAAGACUAAGUAGACAUCAAACUGGACACAACAAGUCUGAAUUUAUUCAGAAUCUGUUCAGUUCUUCUGUUGACAAUCUUAUCAGAUAGGUAUGCAUAUCCUCAAAUCUGCGCAGUAUAAAUCACUGUACGCCUUUAAACUGAAAGAGGUGAAUGAAUUCGUUCACCCUGAGCAAAUACCAUAAAAUGUCACUGUACACACAGUCCCAGUACGAAGAGUUGUAUAGAAGCCGGGUUCAUGAUGCCCUGCAGUGAUUUACAUGAAACAUGAUGGCAAUAAUUGGAUCUGGCAGCCAUUGAAAUGUGUAUAAAUGGAGGGCAAAGAAUGGAGGGAUGCCAUCAAUCUGUCAGAGUUAAUUAGACUCGAUGGCAGGUGACUUGCUUGUUCAAGAGGAUGUAUUUUUAGCUGUAGCUGUCAAGUAGAACCGCAAUCUGAUGUAGUAUCUGAGCACUUCAAUGUGAUCUUAGUAGGCUUUGCUAAAUCUGUCUCCUGUAUUUGCUUCAUCUCUAUCAUUGUCUGUUUUUAUAAGAGAUAAUGAAGCAUUAAUUUUGAUUUAUUGCAAGGGUGUUAUCUUAUUUUAUUAAUCUUCAUUUAUAUGGGCCUCCAGUGUUUACAUACCAUAAAAAGCUUAUGGAAGUGGAUUUUUGAGCAUGUGUGGUCAUGUAGCUGUCUGGAUGUAAACGAGAGCUUGCAACUUUGACCCCGGCUGUAUCUCCAUUCAUACUUUACUGUUUAAACAAAUCGCACUGAGUAAAUAUUUACUCUGUAGUUAGAGUGAUGUGCUUUUUCAGAGCUGAACCUGCAUACAUGCAAUAAUCUGGCUAAGGAUAAUCAAAGCGAGAACAGUCUAGAUGCCACGUUACAAGGUUUAGUCAUUUGCUGUUGCAGGGGAGAAAAUACAAAAAAUGGUCGUCCCUCAGAACUUAUUUUUAGCUGUAAUUGGGUUGCAGAUGUUCUGCAUCAGCUCUCAAUGCAUCUGAAACAGAUUUACUAUAACGUCAGCCACACAUGGUCAGCAAAAGCUUGGGACUUUUUAACCCUUUACAUACUCAAAGAUAUUUCUAUUAUAUUUCUGUUAUAUUCAUCGAUAUUAAUGUUGAGAGAUUUGUCAAGAAAUAUAAAGAAUAAACCGAAAAACAAAAAAAAUGAGAAGAUGUUGGCUGGGUUCCCGUGAGACGAUGACAUAAAGAAAACUUAUUUCCGUUUUCCCUGGGCAGAGAUCCACUAAAAUACCAGUGUGUGUAGUAAUAGUGGCCGGGUGAAAUGUAGUUGUGAAAGUGCUUCAUCGCUAAAAAUGUUGUUCCUUAUUCACUUACUUGUGAUUUUUAGAGGAAGUGAAAGUUAAAGCAAACUUUUGUGAUCUUUGACCUAAGCGAAGACCGGGCUGAGGGAGCUUGUGUCCAUUUACAGAUUUGUUUUGUACUGGCAGUUCCUCUUGUCUUGACAAAACCCAUGCAGUUCUGUGUUCAGCAGCCUUCGUCUAAACACCCUCAACCUGGUUUUCUACAUCUGAAUCCCACAUAUGGCGCUAAGCAAAAACUAAAAUUCUUUUGUUAAGUCAAAGUUUACGAAUUUGUAAUUAUCUACCACAACAGGAUUUUAAUUAAGGUUGUGCAUUAUUGUCAAUUUCCCCCUUUGCAAAUAAAAGACACAGAGCUGCUGUAAUGACAAGUUUCAAGCUUGAAUCUGAAAUUGUUUUUUUCCGCAAGUGUGGAGAGUUAUAUCUCCCCCGGGCGACACUCGGUGUUUGCCUGAGCAUGUUCACAGCCUGUGGAUACUGUGUGCACAUGCACAUACUUUAUGUGAGGAAUUGUGCAACAUACAUGUAUCACCCUGCACUCAUGUGUUAGAAUGAGGAGGAUGUGUGUCCCUGUUUUGCUUUGGUCUGUACAUGCCAGGCUAAAUCAAUCAGAAAAAUACCUGCUCAGCAUCAACCAUUGGUUGUUUAUCUUCAUCAGCACUUACAGACCAGAAAAGUUGGCAAGCAAUUUGUCCUUUUAUGAAGAGAUUAGAGUUCUGGCCUGCAGCUCUUGUUCAUUCUUGACCAAAAUAGCUGACGUCUUGCUUGAAAGUAGUUUAAUCAAAAUAGUCUUUGGUUUUUACACCACUGAAGAUUGAUUUAUGAAAACAUGAAGAACAGCAGUUCUUUGGUUGUUCUGAUCAUGCUCUUGUCAUUGCCAGUCCUUUUGAAUUUGUGCUCUUUGGCUUGAUUCUUGCUUGUAUUUCUUAUUAAAUUGUGUUUUACUAGACUUUUCAGUACUCACCUGGCACAUUUCAUCUGCUUUGCCUUCAACCGGACAAAGAAUUGAUGUAAUUUAAUGACUUCCUGAACUGGCACUUGUAUGGCCAAAGACAGCUGUAGUUUAGACCAGCCAGGUUUUUUCUCUGUGUGUUCUUUUUUUCCAAGUGAGGUCCAGCAGAAAAGAGAACAUGAACAACUACAGAUGUAACAGAUAUCACGGUCCAAGUUAGCCCUUGUUCUGCAGAAAUUCCUGCCCCGCUGUAGACUUUGGAUCCUGACUGCUCUGCCAGAAAGCGUUGCUUUGGUCUUAUCUCCCUCACAGCGCCACACCUCCAUGUGAAAAUGCAGAAGUCUGGAGUAACUUGAAGCCAGCUGGAUGGAGGUGUCGAGUUCUUGAUGUCGUCAUCAUUGGAUCCAGACAGAACAGUGCUUCACAAUGCAAAGUAGUACUGCUCAGUGUAAGCAAACAGGUUUUUCCAAGUUAAACAUCGGAAUACGAGUAUAUUUAAAAUGAAACAAUAAAUCACCUGCAGUAAUUAAAGUUACUUUUCUUGGUUACCCUCAUUUGGGAUUGUUUUUAGGGUUUGUUGUCGUAGUCGUCGUCGCCUUCUUCCGCUUCAUCCGGGUCACAGCAGCUUCAGGAGGGAAGCCCAGAUAGCCCUCACCCCAGCCACCUCCACCGGCUCCUCCGGGGGGAUUCCCAGGUGCUCCCAGGCCAGGCGGGAGAUAUAAUCCGUCCACCUGGUCCUGGGCCGGCCACAAGGUCUCCUCCUGGUGGGACAUGUCUGGAACACCUCUAACGGGUGGCGUCCAGAAGGCAUCAAAAUCAGAUGCCCGAGCCACCUCAGUUGACUCCUCUGGACGUGGAGGAGCAGUGGUUCUACUCUGAGCACCUCCCAAGUGUCGGAGCUCCUUACCCUAUCUCUAAGGCUGAGCCCGGCCACCCUGCGAAGGAAACCCAUUUCGGCCGCAUGUAUCCGCGAUCUUGUUCUUUCGGUCAUUACCCAAAGUUCAUGGCCAUAGAUGAGGAUCGGCACAUAGAUCGACCUGUAAAUCGAGAGUCUCGCCUCACAGCCCAGCUCUUUCUUCACCACGACUGAUUGGUUAAGCAUCCACAUCACUGCUGACGCCUCUCCUUUUAAAAUGCAAAGAUGAACUUAUUUCAGGUCAUGUGGAAAUGACAAUAAAGAGGGCAGCAACAGCACUACAAGAUUCAAUGAUAGUCUGAGCUGCACAUCUAUGGAGGGAGUGUGAGAGUCAAGCUGCGUGUAUCUUUAGAUCAGGCUGUUAUGUUCUCUGCUCAUUUUUAGACAAGAAUUCCUCAAGUAUUCAUCCUCCCUUUAGUUUAGACAGGAUCCGAAAUACCUCCAGAGAUCAGAGUUAAAAAAAAAAAUUAUGCAUUUUUAGAUUCAGAAAUGAUUUUGAUGUUUUAAUGGCUUCAUGAUGUGUUUUUCUAAAGUCACGACAGCUGUUCAGCUACUGUACAAAAGAGAGUUUUGUUUGAUGUCUUUCACAUUGUGCAAAAGGUUUUUUUCAGGGGCAGAGUGACGAAUGUGCGUUUACGUUGACGAGACGAGACUAGACGAAAACGUUAGUGGUGGACGACGAACAGAGCUGCAAAAUUGAUGAGCAUUUCGUCAGUCAAAUGCUAAACAUAUAUUCUGCAGUGUUGUUUUCGUUGACGAUGACGUUGACGAAAAUUUCGUCCAACGUCAUCGUCAACGAAAACAACACUGAUCCAUGCAAUGUGGUCAGUAAUCUUUCUUUUCAUUCAGACACCUGUAUAAAAUCGGUACUCUGCGUUUGAUCUGUCACAUAUCCAGCUGUCAGAAAAUUGUGUAAGACAUUCUCCUUCUUACCCAUUGGUGCAUCUGGAGGAGAGACCAGACUGUUUUUUUUUUUUCAGAUUUAUUAAGUAAGAGGAAUACAUUCAUUAAGUACAAAAUGUAUAGGUCUAUGAUGAGACAACAGCUACUUCGACCUGUCCUGUCUAAAUUUUGUCACAUCAUAAUCUUUCCUGACAUGCUAUCUCCUCUGUGCUUUUUCCUUCAUAUGCCUUCAUACACCAGGAGGGGGUCAGGCAGGGGGACUCAGGAACGUGGGGAAGUAAAUUUGACAGGCCUCUUUCCAGGAAUGUGCCAUGGUGCUACAGCCUGCAACAACAGGCAACACAGUGUUUGGCCUGGGUAAUCGCUCAGGCUGUAAAUUACAAGGAGAGGGAUUGAGUCCUUUUAUUUGUGCAGUAGUUUAGGGCCGUGGUUGUUGUAAUCUGGGCUGGCACUCCUUGAAUAAACCAUCAGCUCUCCAAGGUAGCGCAGAGGAAGCUUAAUCGCUGCAGGGCUUUUUGUAAUGCGUUUCACUGAGACUCUAAAGUUCUCCAUGGAGAAUCGAAGUCACUUUCAGGAAGCUGCAGUGGAGGGUGGGAUGCAGAUGAUGUUUGUUUACCGUAGGAAAGGCUGAAUGUCAGCGUGUCUUUGCAGCACUGACAAUUUGGGCUUUGGCACAAACCUGAAUCUGACCUCAUUUACCCAUACGUUGCAUAAGCACCCAAGCCAACUGAACAUAUUGAUUAAGUAUUUUCAAUAAUCAGAAAAGAAAAUAUGUCAGUUGUGUUUUCUUUAUUUUUCAUAGCUCUGCAAUCAGAUAACACACACAGUAACUUGAGCAAGUUUGGGUUUGGAUUGAGAUGACGUGCACUCUUCUCUUACAUCUGUGGUGUAUCAGACGUUUGCAGACAGCUUUUUCUCAUCUUGAAAGAGAUAUCAUGUUGAAGUCCUCCUAUCUUUUUUCAAGCUGAUAAGAUGAUGGUUCUGCUGAGCCAAGAACUGAUGCAAAAUAUGUGUUUCUCCAUGAAGAAGUCACAUUAAAUACGGCUUUCUUUUUGAAUUUUAGUCCGUUUCGUGAAAGACACAGAUCUAUUUGCUCACACCCAAAGUGGUACAUUCCAGUUAAAUGACUAUAAUUGUAAACCAUGAAACUGGGUCACAGAAAAGCAUCCUCUCUACUUCAAGUUUUUACUCUUCAGCCUGAGUUAUUCGGACAAAGGUUUGUUCAUCAUAAAUUUUGUUUUUGAUUUUAUUCGAUCACUUUUAACUUUUUUCACUGUGCGGCUUUAUCGGGCAGGGUUAGAAUUAGGGCUGUAAUCAACCAAAGUAUUUUUGGUCGAUAUCAGCACAAGUAGGCAAUUAAACACAAAAGGCAAGUUGAAACGCUCAAAAUAAAAAGAAAUAUUCAGAAAACCACCGGACAUUACGUGGGCGCUCUUCAAUCUUCCUGUCUCCAUUAGUGUUGUGUCGUUCGCGAACGAUUUGUUCAAAAGAACCAAACCUUUUAAGUGUACGUAUUGAACCGAAUCACUUCCUCGAGUGAUUUGUUUGAAGUGAGAAACGGCAGUGCCAGGCCAGCAGCCGGCAAACGAGGGACCACAUGCACCAACGAUUUGGUCUUUUAGACCAGAAAUGCUCAAUGGGAACUUUUAAAACCAGUUCAGUUCUUUGCUAAUUACAUGUCCUGUCAGCUAACAGCAUAGUCUUGGCUGUUUUGGUGUUUGCCUCUUUACUGGCAUCCAUUUGUCAUGAAAAAACAGCCAAAUCCAGACUCUGUUCAUGUUUCCACUACAAGUAGUUCACUAAGAAAUGAUGCUGCAGAACGGCUUCGUUCAGGUUAAUCGUUUGUCCUUCAAACUUGUACAGUCUGUAAAUCUGUUCCAGGUGUUGAUGGCUCUCUUCCUCUUGGUGUGACUGAGUGUCUCUUUGGCUGAACGCCCAAACUCUACUUCUGUGUAAUGCAUUAACGUUAUCCCGACUUAUUUUGGCAACAGCAGUAAGUCGACGUGUGUUUUGUCAGCAGGUGUCAUGAAAGUGAAGUGACUGUCUUUACCUGAAGCAGCUUCCUGGCUGAGUUAUUAUUAAGGUGACAAUUAGUGGUUAAACAUGUCUGUCUCUUUAAGCCUUUGGUGAGAAGGAGGAGGAGUGUGUGUGUGUGUGUGCGUGUGGGUGUGUGCUUAAACUUGAAGUAUAAUUGAGCGUGUUUUACAGAUGCCACAUUAAACAGUUGUUACUGAGACGUCACAUGGUGAAACUGAUCUGGACAUUGGCACAGAGGUGAAAGUGGAGUGGUGUUACUUUCUGCCUACAGCCACAAACAAAGCCAGUGUUUACUGCUGCACUAUUAACAGAGGGUCUCUGUAAGGCAAUACAUCAAUGCAGCCGAAAACCAUUACAGGGUCAUGUAAUUUCCUCUAGUCCUAAAAAGACUCGACACUUAAACUGUAUCCAGGGAGGAAGGCUAUUUUAACCAAAAUUAAAGAGUGACUUUUAGGGAUGUUUUGCUGUGUCAUCUGUAAUGCGAUGAGUCAUUCAUUCAUCUUGAAGUCGUUUAAAGUCUCCCAAAUGUUUAAAUAAGGUUGAAUGUUUCUGUGAGAGUUUCACAGUCACAUCUUAAGCUCUCACACUUUGGAGUAUCAUGUCUGUGGAGUCUAAAGUUUUCAUUCUGAAAGUGGAUUAUUUUUGUGAAUCUGCAGUGCAAGCUCUAGUCUGUAAUUGUGUUUGGUUGAGGCAUUACUCAUGAAUAUUUUCAGCAUCUGUCGGCCAUGUUCACUCCAUGAAAGAAUGCAGAGAAAGAGCUUUUAUUGACUGUACCUGUGUAACAUGCACAUGUUGUACCUUUUCUAUUUCAGAGUGUACGCUUGUUCUCAUUGCUGUAUCUGCAAGAGGGAGAAAGUUUAAAAAAACGCUUUUUUCUCCACAUUGUCUCCCCUGGCUCCGGGAGUACAACGACAGCAUGUCUCCAAACAGGAAUUAGUGACUCACUCAUAAGAAACAUACUGGAAACUUUGAAUAUUGUUGGAUGAGAACAUAUCUCAGUGCAGUAACACAUUAGCAUUUCACAAGCUGUUGACUCAGGGUAAUGCAAACCUCAUGUUUUGUGCUUGUUUGUGGUUGAAGGAUUUUUAGGGCAGUUUGGAUUUGAAACACUUCUGGUAGGUCUUGGGUUGCUAGUUUCAGUUACCGGGUAUAAAAACAAAAGACAGACCCAGUUGGAUUAGAUGAUCACUUUCCCCUUUUUUUUUUUAAAUGUGGGAUAAUUUAUUCAAUAAUCUGAUGACUAAUGAAAGCUUUCUUCAUCUCUGGGACUGGUUUUAUUAACAGAUUAUGCGAUUGUGUUCUUGCAGGUGACUCAUAGAUACACGAUGAGGAAGUUCCUGUCAUCUGUCCUCUGGGCUCUGCUCUUCUGCUGCUGCUGCCGAACUUCACAGGCAGAGAUCUUCACUUCAAUAAGUACGUAUAGAAGCCACAUUAAGUUAUUUCCUUCACCUGAUGUGAUUUACACUGUUACUGAGUUUCUUCCCCAUGCCCUAGGAGGAUUGUCAAGACAUAGUCAGUAAGCUGUACAUUCACAUAAAAACCUGCACGGUAACUCUAAAGCAUGUAAGAUCUUCUCAUUUCCUUUUAAAAGCACUGUUGUUUAGUGCUUCACUAUCAGUCUCAAUUCACAGAGCUGUUAAGGAAAAAUAUGGACUGAUUCACUCUGAAGCCAUAGCCACCAACUCAUAAUGGACUACUUAUGACCUUAAUUUAGCAUCUUUAGCUUCUUAACAUAAAAAUCUGCACGACAGCUUUCAGCAGGGGUGUCCCGAUAUUGAUGUCGAAUAUUGGUCCGAUAUCAACAAAAAAACUCAAAUAUCGGAUUAUAUCGGCCUGCAUUUAAAAUCUCUGAUAUCAGCACUCCGAUACAACCAGUCCACUCCAGACUCCGCUCCAGUACCCCUAUCUAGCAGCACCUGGAUCCAGCAUGUAGAGCCUACGUGAUCAUGACAACAGUGUGUACUAAAAUACUAACAAAGUACCAAGUAGUGAGAGUGAUGUCGGCCCUGUGGCAGUAUUUUUCAUUAAAGUCUGAAAAAGACGUUGCAUUUGAGUGCAAAACUUCUCAUGCACAAGUUUGUGCUAAUAUCGGAUCAAUAUCAGUAUUGGACAAUAAUGAGGGCUACGUAUUAGAGGUAAAAAAGUUGUAUCUGGACGCCCCUUGUGUGACGUGUUGAAGUUUCAGCCAACAAAAUAUCAAAGUCAGAGACUUGAUCAAUUUCACUGAAUUUACCAUAAAAGUAAUUUAUGAGAUAUUGUCACUUUAAGUAAACUAACUUGUGUUUUUAUUAUCCCAUAGAUGUCUGCUUGGUUUGUGAUUACAUAUUUGUUUAAAAUAUAUAGAAAACUAAUGUAAUUUAUGAUCAUUUAUUUAGUUUAUUUAUUUAUUUAUUUAUUAUUAUUAUUAUUAUUAUUAUUUAUUUAUUUAUUUUAGUUUAUUUUAUUUAUUUAGUGUAGGGUUAGACAAUUAUUUACUUCAUGGCAUCACUGAUUUUACAUUUAACUCCUGAAAGUCUGCCGAAAUGUGGACUUGAAGCACUCACACACUUAGCGGGAAAGCACAUUGCAGUCUGUCGGCCUGCGCUGCUUCACCCAUAUGACUCCUCCACGUGCGCUUGUGCCUGAAAAACUCCUGAAAAGAGCAGCACUUUAAGAGGUCACAAACAGCGAAGAGUACCUAAACAAACUUAUUUAAAUGUCGUACAUAUAAAACUGGAGCUUGACACCCUCCCAGGAGUGUGUGCCAGGAGCAUCAGCAGAGUGCCGCACGUAGAAAAGAGGAAAGAGUUGUGCUCAGGAAUGUUUGUAUUUCCUUUCUUAUAAAAAAGAGUUUUUGGAUGGAGGAAGUGGCAGAGAGGCUUGUAAAGUUUGAGUUUGUUUACAGAGUUUAUUUUAAGGGAACUUGAAGAAAUAAAUGCGGUCUACUGGAUGUUUAAAAUGAACAAAUACGUCUUUAAUGGCAAAGCACUCAAACCCAGUCUGCAUGUUUUCUGUAGGUGAUAUCAACAGGUCUUGAUAUCACUUAGAAGAAUUGGCUCAAGUACCAGACAAACACAAAAAAAACUAUUGAUGAGUGUGCGAGGCAACUGAUUAAUUUGCUUUGCACCACUCAGCACGUUGCAUGAUAUGAGUACCACUUAAAUCACAUUGAUUGAAUGCACUUGGCUAUGCUAACUGCGUGCACACACAAAGAGUCCUAUUACUUCUCUUCCCUGGCAACCCUUGAGAAUUUAUCAUGAGCAAGCCUUUCCAUGGAAGUGUUCAUGGUGAAUGCUUCACAACAACUGUCCCCCCAGAAGGCUCAUGGAUAAAACCCCCACUGUUAUUUCCUCAGUAAUUCUAUGUAAUCACAGCACCGUAGCUGAAGCCUGAGGAUUUAUUUUUAUCGGAGUGUGAGUCUGAAGGAAAACUCACAGGAAAUACAUUUCUAGGCCGAGAUAUAAAAGUGAGGGACGUUGUUAGUGAGCCAAACUCAUAAUUUUGGAGCCUUAAAAUUUUUGAAAGUCCCUUUAAACUGAGCACAAGCUUUAUUCUCAAGCAGGACAAACAUAGCUUUUUCAAACCAAAGCAAGGUUAUUAAAGGGCGGUGAUUCAUUUGUAUGAUACUUUUAUGUCGGUAUCCGUUCAUUUUCAGUAUUUAUCUGCUGUGUCUCCCUCUGCAGGCCAGAUGACAGACCUGAUUUACACAGAAAAAGAGUUGGUCCAGUCUCUAAGGGACUACAUAAAAGCUGAAGAGUCCAAACUUGCUGCUGUCAAAAGGUUUGUCUCGAUACUGUGACUAAUACCAACUGAACUUUAUAUCAGCUGCAGCUGUCAUGUAUCCAGUUCAUGAAAAAAAGAGUAAAAGAGUCCAUCUUUAUAAUCCAUACAGUAACCUGUAGCUCUCUACAGAGAUUUCCUGUUGUAAUCAAGUUUAUCUGUCUCUUAGCUGGGCCAACAAACUUGAUGCUGUGACCAAGGUGUCCACCUCUGACCCAGAGGGCUACCUGGCCCACCCGGUGAACGCCUACAAACUGGUGAAGAGACUCAACACAGAGUGGUCCGAACUGGAAACGCUGGUGCUGCAGAACCCCUCUGAUGGUAAGGAGUACAAAAAGUCUCUACAUUUGUUACGGUGCUACUUCUUCUUGUGAGCAAGCUGCAUAUAAAGACAAAAGCUUGGUUUAUUAGAUCUGCCUUUCAACUACUUAACGCUGCUUUGGACAAAUUUUCAUCUGUUAGCUUCUACUCUCUUACCUUUUAUUUGCCACUGGAUGAGUUCACAUCACAACUGUAUAUGUCUUCACAUGAUGUUAUGCACCUGUAUGGCAGCAUUCAUCACUCUCUCUUUCUCUCUCGAGCUUCUUUCACUCGAAGCGCAGAGCAAGUGACAAGUGGCAAUUACAGAAUCCAGAGCCGAUAUGAGCAGAGUGGUUAUAUUUCUGCUCUGCUCUAAUACUCUUUUCCCCAAAUGAACACAAAGAGAGCACAAGAUGUCACUUCUCAGAAACAGCUGUUUCUUAUCUCUGCAUAGUUGGGUCGUGUUCUCAUUUUGUAGCCUAGUGUUUGUGCCUGUGCAUGUUCAGGCGGAGGAGGAAUAUCUGCAUGAGCCAGAUGAAUAAUGCAUGAAUAACAAAUGACUCUGUACAUGUAGAUAGAGAAAGAAAACACACGUACUGUAUAUUCAUGAUAUAUUUUGCUUAUGUAAUGCUAAAGAGAGAGUGAUGGCUUUAGUUGAUCAUUUCAGUGAAAGAAAAACUCAGUAGUUAGUCUAAAGUUAUGGGAGCAGUAAAUACAUGCACGUUACCCAUGUAUUGAGUACUAUUAUGAACGAUGUUUGAAGCCAUGAACAAUAAUAGUUGUCUGGACAUUGAAUAUAUAGAUUCUAGAUAUUGCACUAGGCACUUUAUGGCACUUAGUACUUUGAAGCACUAGGCACUUACUAUGCACUAAGCACCUUCCACCAGUGGUCUACUCUGCCUCUGUUUUUAUAUUUGUCGUGUUUGUCGUCCGCUACUGUAUUGUUGUCUGUUUUUUUUUUUUUGUUUUUUGUUUUUUUGUUUGUUUGUUUGUUUUUUCCUCCUGUUUUUUUUAUUUUUUAUUUUUUUUGUUGUUGUUGCUUUUCUGUUUGAGGACAACGGAUGGAAAUUAGCCUUAGCUAACUCCGGCUGGUUUACAAUGAGAAUAGACAUACAUAUUUCUUGUAUCAUGUCUUCUUCUCCUUGUCCAUGAACUGGUACUGUCCUGUCUAAAUAAAUAAAUAAAUAAAUAAAUAAGAUUACACUAGAUGAGCGACGCCACUCUUAACAACCAGAUUAAUGAUGCCAAUAUAACAUGGCUUUCAAAGGCUCCUCGUAUGAACCUGUUGAAUUUUAUGAACAGGAAACUUGAUUUCAACAAACUUGAUCUUGAAUGAAGUUUUUUUUUUUUUUUUUUUUAAUCUUUAUAUCACUGAGUUGAUGUAAAGUUCAAGUUCAUGUUCGAUGCCAGAGUUUUUUUGUACCGCUUGAUGACUCAAAAUACUUCCACUGCACCUGCUCUAGCUCUCUAAAUAUCCCAUCUGUAACAUACUGACUAUCCUGAUCUUAUUUUAUAUUCAUUUAUCUCCAGGGUUCAUAUCCAACAUGUCUACACACAGACAAUACUUUCCCGAUGAGGAGGAUGAGACGGGUGCAGCCAAGGCGUUGAUGCGCCUCCAGGACACGUACCAACUGGAUUCUGAAGCUUUCUCGAGAGGAAAGCUGCCAGGUGAACUUGUAGCAUUAGAGAGAGCUUGAAUACACGAAGAGGUGUAGAGCUGUGUGUGUUUAUUUUUACAAGUAAGAGAGGAAGGCGAACUGAGCCCACCCUUUGUGAUUGUUAACUGGUGUGUUUGUGUGAGUUUAUACCACUCCUCUCUGAAAAGCUGCUUUUAGGGGUUUGGAUCCCGUCACAGUCUGCAUGUUUUUGAAAUGAGUUCAUGUUGACAAAUCUUCACUUCCUCAAGAGAUAGAAGUUAUCCAAGACAGAAACCCUUACACUGAACGCAUACUUCUCCUAAAACUGAGGUCAAGAUCAGCAGUUGCUUGAGAUAGACUUGGAGUACAGUAACAAGGUUCAAAGUGUGGUCCCAUUUUAGUGGCAUCUAGACGUGAAGCAGUAAAAAAAACCAGAAGCAACAAAAGUGAGGUGCAUCAUAAUAAAAAGGAAGAAAAUGACACUGAAAUUAAAAAAGAAAAAAAAAUGGUUUGCUGUUGAAAUACUGCAAUGAAGUAAAGGGCAUUUCCACCUUUUUCUGUAUUCAUCCGUAUUAAAUGUCAAGAAUCUAUUACUGGUUGCACAGAGAGAAGUGUUUUACAGGUCGCAACUGAACCCCAAUCACUUACUUUGUAGUCCAGUGAAACAGUUUUGAUCUUACAACAAUCUUAAUGCUGUACAGUCAGUAUUUACUGUAAGUGGACUUUCCUCCCCCAGGUAUGCACUCCCAGGCCCUGCUGACAGUGGACGACUGCUUCGACAUGGGCAAGACGGCAUACAACGAGGCAGACUAUUACCACGCCGUGCUGUGGUUGCAGCAGGCCUUGAAGCAGCUGGACACCGGGGAGGAAGCUGAGGUUCCGAAGUCGGACAUUUUGGAUUACCUCAGCUAUUCUGUUUACCAAAUGGGAGACCUUCCUCGGGCCAUUGAGCUGACACGCAGGCUUGUGGCUAUUGGUAAGACGAAGAAUACACACACAUGCAUGCAUGCAGACAGACAGAAGAAUGUGGGUCGAGCCAGUUUGCACACUUCUUCACAUGAUAUAUACAUGAGGCUCUGUGGUUUUAAUUUAAUGAAAGAUUGAAAUAACAGUUUUAUUAAAGGGUCUCUGUUGAGGUUGUUAGUCAGAUCCUCUUCUACAGACCCCAGUUAGCUGACCUGUGCAGCCACAGUCCUCUACUGUGGGUUAAACGAAGGGUUGUCUUUUAACUCAUCUCUGGCUGCAGGGUUGCUUUACGCUUGAAUGCAGGGUGUGGUCCACCCACAGUAAUGGCCCGUGGUUUUGUUAUUUUAGUCUCUGCGUUAAAGGCUGCGUUGACAGCUGCAGGCCAUCUUCUCUGAGCCGUGCUACUCUUGUUUAGACAUCAACUGAAAUGAACUGAGGUGGGGCAGAUGGGACAAAUAUAGACCCACAUUUUGGUAUUAAUGCUACAAAAGAACAUACCAGUGAUGCACCCUUUAAAAAAAACAACGUAUGAGGAAGAAAGUAUUGUCAAAACUGAACAAAUGAUAUCAAACAGGAAUGAGAGGAGUGAGAUUUAUAGGCGGUACUGAUCACAACAUAGAGGGCAAGUAGCAAAAGUCAAAAAGUACUGACUCAAAACAUUAAUGUUGAGGGUUCAGUUAGGGUUGACGAUGCAAAAACAGAAAGAAAAUGGGGUAAAAAAGACUCUUUUAAGCCUAUCAGUGAGAGUUCAGUAUGGCUAUUUAGCUAAUUUAAAUGACAAGUACCACAUAGGAGUGGUUUUCCUAUGUAUUUAUUCAUUUAAUUGUUGGUUUAUGUCUCUUCUGUUGAGAAUGAUGAACCUUUUCUCAAUGAGAUUUCCUCUGUAAACAGAAACUUGGUAAGUUGUUGUCCUGCAGCGCACUCACUCAUUUGUGUUGUUUCUCCAUGUUUUGACUCCCACGUAGAUGGAUUAAAUUACUUCCAAAGAACGUUGGAGGCACAAACUUAGCUAAACCAAUACUUUGAGAAUGUUUGGUUUACCGGUGAUGUUCCCGUUUAUUUACAUGAGGCAGCUUUGCUCCUACAUGGAAAUGAGCCUGAAGCACAGUGGGUCGCUUCUAAUCUCUCGCUCUUAUUUCUGUGUGUUCUCUUAAAAGUCCACAAGAGGGAGUGCUCUCUUCACAUGUAAACACAGUGAUAGUGGUUUUAUACCUUGAACAUCAACAAAAAGAGUUACAGGAAAGAGUACAUGAAACCCCCUUUUAUUUAUCUAUUUAUUUAUUAUUAUUAUUAUUAUUAUUAUUAUUAUUAUUAUUAGUAGUAGUAGUAGUAGUAGUAGUAGUAGUAGUAGUAGUAGUAGUAGUAGUAGUAGUAGUAGUAGUAUUUUCAUUAUUAUUAUUGUUAUUAUUAUUAUCAUUGUUAUAAUGAUAAUGAUGAUAAUAAUAAUAAUUAUUAUCAUUAUCAUCAUCAUCAUUAUUAUUAUUAUUAUUAUUAUUAUUAUUAUUAUUAUUAUUAUUAUCAUUGUGUAGCUGGAUGUUUGUGUCUGAUUGAAUAAUUAUAAAAUUCUGAAAUAAUAAUUAUUCUCAAAUACCUUAUUUGGUAGAUUUAUGCAUAAACAUUUUUUAUCUGCAAAAUAAUACCAUAAAAAAACUGAAUAGUGGAUGUGAGGAAAUGAUGAUUUUCUUAAUCGUUACAGUUGAAGUAUUUCAUAUAGAUACUCAGGUACACGUACUGCACCUUUAAGUCAAUAAAUAUGCUUAUUACUUCUUUAUUGGGGCUGAGCUCAAAGAGGUGGACCACACAGAGUUAUCUAAAUGUUUUUUUUUUUUUUUCAUAAAGCAGAGUUAUAAAUGUGAUUACACCUCAUCUAAAGCAGCAUCUCUUUAGUGCUUAGUUUACCUGCUUUUCUUGUACUUGCAGACUCCAGCCAUGAGAGGGCAGGAGGGAAUCUCCGUUAUUUUGAACGGUUACUCACCAAGCAGCUCAAUGAGAUGAACCAGGAAUACCAACCCGCCUCUGAGGAGCCCAUCCAGCUUGGAACCUACAGCAGACCUAAAGACCAUCUUCCAGAGAGAGAAGCCUACGAGUCUCUCUGCAGAGGAGAGGGGCUACAGCUGGUGAGGAGAAAAAAAAAUUACUGAUGAUUUAUCCUUAUAGUUACUCAAAACAUACCUGAAAUAACGACAAUGUCAAGUACAAAAAACAGUUUUAUGUCAGAUUGAAUUUUUGUUAGAGGUCUUUUCAGUUUUAAGGAGGAAGAUGUUUGGAGUCCAGCAGGAUUAGGUGUAAAUUCUGCUUUCCUUACACUUUGUAGAAAGUCUGAUAUUAACGUCUGUAGGUAGAUAGAUGGAUGAAUGGAUGGAUAGAUGAUAUAAAGAUUUACCAGCUGCAAACGGGUACUAGUGCUGGUUUAGCAAGUGAAACUAGUUUUGAGGAGUUUUCCAUAACAAAUCUACUUACAUUCAAACUUUAUUUUAACAUGAUGGACAUGAUUUCAUUGUCACUUAGUGCCCUGUGUUGUUUAGAUUUAUAUGAAUGCAGAUUUGACCUAAAGUCCGUUAAUUUGUGUCUAUCCUGUAAAUUUUCCCAGAAUGAUGUAAGGCGCAGCCGAUUGUUCUGUCGCUACCAAGACGGAAACAGGAACCCACGUCUCCUGCUGAAGCCGAUGAAAGAGGAAGAUGAGUGGGACAGUCCUCAUAUCGUUCGCUACCUGGAGAUGCUGUCAGAUGAGGAGAUUGAAAAGAUCAAGGAGCUGGCGAGACCCAGGGUGAGACUGUAGGACCUGAAACUCUUUUACCUAUGAGUUCAAACUUUUCCUCUAGUCUUUUCUCAAAAAAAAAAAGCACAUCAUAAUCCUCUGUGUUUUGUUCAUUUUUCAAGCUGGCCAGAGCGACUGUACGUGACCCCAAAACAGGCGUCCUGACCACAGCCAACUACAGGGUCUCAAAGAGGUAAACAAAUGUUUACUCAUGAAGCCUUUUGGGGGGAUUUUAGUCAUAAAAAGAUGGACUACAAUCAUGUUGUCAGUUUUUAUAAUUUUCCAUCAGAACGGUGAAACACAUCAAUCACUGUUUGCUUUCCUGUUUUGCCUUUAAUCGGCAAAAAUCUGCCUCCUGCAGGAAAUGAAACAGUCAAAUGUUCAAAAAAGUCUGUGCAUAUAUUUGUGUGUGUCCUUCAUACUUAAACGUGCACAUAUUUUGUUUUUCCAGUGCAUGGCUGGAAGGUGAGGAGGACCCGAUCAUUGAGAGAGUCAACCAGAGGAUACAAGACAUCACAGGCCUCACAGUAGACACUGCAGAGCUACUACAGGUAAUGUAACACACAGUAUGCCACAAGGAAAUGUUUCAUGUGACAAUUAUUGCAGAGAAAAUUAUAUGCAGCAUGUUAUUACGACUAAAAUGUAGAACCAAGUAUGAACAACACUGGACAAAAAUGAAACCAGGAUGAGAUCACAUUGUUAUAUUGUCUUAUUGUCUCACCAGGUUGCUAAUUAUGGAGUUGGAGGACAGUAUGAGCCACAUUUUGACUUCUCGAGGGUAAGUCCACCUUUGUGUAUAUUAAGAUGACUGACUAAUGCUUUGACAUGGUUUCAUUAAAGUAAAUUUGUGGUGCCAAGUAACACAAAAUACACAACUCUGCUAGGGCCUCUGUAGUACUUGAAAACAGAUUAGGGAGGACUUUGUUUACGAACUUUUUAACAUGGAAAAAGUUACAUAUGAUCUCCUGGAGGAUAAAGAUCCAGGUCCAAACAUCUCGAAUAAGACGGUGAUAUCAAGACAAGAGAGAGAAAAGGAGAGAGAUUCCAUCCCGGAGACAUCUUAGCUGAAAAACACUCACAGCUUGAAUCCUCAUAAUCAUAGAAUAGACAACACCUUUUCACAUAUAUCCCUCUAGCAGGAAAAGCAUAAUCUGUAAAUACUCUGAUUUAAAAACAACAUGUGGGAGGAAAAUGAUUAACAGUUACAGCUUGAAGCAGUUAAAGAAUAAGCAACAAAAUGAAAGUGGAGACACAAAGAUGACUCUGAACUUGUUGACUUAAGCAUUUGACACUCACCCUGAGGAGGUGUUUGUUGUAGCCUGUGAUUUUCUUUUAUUCUAUGAACCAUAUUCUUGUCCUCUCCUCUUGCUUCUCCUGCCUCUCCAUCCUCCAUUUGGUGCUGAAUCACAUCCUUCCUGUCUGUCUCCCUGAAAUGAACUGUCAUUUAAAUGUUGUUCUUUCUUGUGUGAAGUUUUGUCAAAAUACAUCCACUAAUGAAUCUCCUUUGAUUCCAAUAUGGGCUUAAUCCGAAAGAGCAUCCCUCUCUGUCCAGUCGUCUGAGCUGUGUAUGAUGUCUGUUGGUUUUGUCUGCUUCUGGUACCAUCAAUGGUCCUGCCACUCCGAUCCAUUGUGAUGCUAACGCCAUAGUUAGCAUUUUUCUGCUGUAAACUGAAUCAUCUCUGUUUCUUUUCCCAUCCUGAAGGUAAAUCCUGGGGAGACUGAUCUAUUGAUAUGGCUUCUUGAAAGCACCUGCAUACUCUGAAGAGUAGUAUGCAGGAAUCAAGUUUGUCAGGUUUAUUUUUUUAUGAUUAAAAAAUUAUUUUGUUGAAUGUGUUUAAAUUAAAGAGCAUCCCCCAACUGUGCAAACGCUGAUAUUUCUGUGUCUGUCUGUCUGUCUGUCUGUCUGUCCUUUCAGUUUUUUGUUGCCCUCCUGAACUUUUCCAGCACGUCUCCGAUGUUUUGGAUUAACCAUAAACUUAACUGUCAUCCUGAAAUUUGGUCAAUAUGUUACAGGAUUACCUUAAACUUUUUACCUUAUCUCAUUAACUUUUUAAAAAUAGGUUUGUGCUGCAGAUCCAAAAAACAACCACCCAUAUUAAUCUUAUUAUCUGAGUCGGUUUUAUCCAAUACAAACAAGCCUUAUGGCUCCUCUUUCUUCACCCUGUUAACUUUGUCCAAGACGUGACACCGAGCUGACUGCCAACAUUUUCAGGGAGUAUACAGCCAGUGUUGUGAAACAUAGGCAGUGCAGAAGAUUGAAUAUGAAUUUAUGUAAUCAGGAUUAUUUUCCGUCUUCUCACGAGGAUGUCUUGUCCUCUGUCUGCAUAUCAUAAACUUUAAAUCACUGCUUUUUAACUUUUUCACUUUCUUUCUUUUUUUUUUUCAUAUUUUGAAGGUUGCUCAAAUUUCUCCCUCUCUUCUCAAGUCGCCAUAAUGUUUUCCAAAAUUUUGAUUAGUGUCUUUUUUUUUAAAAACACAUUGUCGGUAUUACUUAACAUUUAUUUUUCAUGUAAGAGAGAAUAAAGGGGUCAGUAUCCUUCCCUGAGGUGUCACAUUUAACAACCAAAUUUUCUGGAGAGAAUUUUCCAGUAAAACUUGAAUCAAUCUUCCGUUUGAAAAGUCUUUGGUCCAUCUUUUACAAAAGUAACUUUACAUGAGCUGAAGAAAUAAACCUUCUCACGUUUCUCCUGAGUUUCUCUCCCUCUUGGCGAGUCCCCUCUGAUGUAAUCUGAGAAUAAGAAUUAAACUAAAUGUAUUUGCCAACAUCUCCACCUCCCUCUAACUGUAACAGCUGUGAGCCUUAACAGUUGUGCAUUUACUGGACCUACUCUUAAUAUCGCUCCAUAAUCUUCUUCAUUCUUUAAAUGUGCUGCCAAGGUUAUCCCUGCCUUUUGGCUGGAAGAAUUUUAUUGUUUUGGCUUGUUUUUAAGGUUUCUCAAAAAGUCCUAAAAACAAGGACAUUUUACUCAUCGUGUAAACAAUUUCCCCUCAAUGACUUAUGAACAUAUAAAAAAUAAACCUAUAAUGCUGACAGUAAACGAUGAUAAAAUGUGUUGUCUUCUGAAUCAUGUCAUUGUAAAAGGAUUAAAAUAAAAGGACUCAAGUUUUGAUUCUUGAGCUAUUUCCAUCAUCAGUUCUGUGGGCACCGUUGUCCCUGAGGUUAGGGUCCAAAACAUGCUUGAAAAACAUCCCAAACCUUUGCUUUGUGAUCUGUGUUUGACAAACAUGUCUUUCUGUUUGAUCCAUGAUUUCCUUUUUCACGUCCGGCUCAACUGCAGAUGAUUUAAAGCUUCAUGUCCACUUCAGCAAACAUCUCUAAGACUUCUGCCUCAGCUUCUCAGUAACCACUUUCUUAAAAACUCAUCCUCCUUAAUGAAAGCUCUACAGUAACACCCUCUCUGUCUGACUCCCUUUAAAAGCUCAGUGUUUCUUUGAUUUCACCCCAGCAUGAUCCACUUCCAUUUACAUCUUUUUGUUGGACACAGCAUCUUUGUGUCAAAAUCACUGAAUAUGGUAUCAUCCACCCAUGCACAGUUUUCUGUGGAGCUAUCCGAACGUCUCUGCAAAGUGAUGUUUACACGUAUCUUUAUGUAGAUGUGCUUCAAAAAUGACAAAACCCAGGGGCUUCUUACCUGACUUGAAAAAAGUUAAAGCUCCUAUGAGGAACUUAGAGGUGGUGUCGCUCAAUAACAGAGCUGCAGUUUUUAUUUAUUUGUACAUGUGUGAGUAGUAUUUCAUGACAAAAAAACAAACUAUACUUCCUCAAACUCAUCAGAAAGCUUUAAAAUUAAAACUGAAAAAACAACUUCUGGUUGUUUCAUUCAUCAAAAUCACUACAAAGAGAAAUUCAACAAUGUUAAUCCUCUCUUUGCUGUAGUAGGAUGUAUGAAUGAUAGCUAAUAUCCUUUAUGAAAGGAAAUAUUCAUGCUGCAUUGAGUGCUUAAUGUUCUUGUGUUUUAAUUGAGCAUUAAUCAUAUUAUCGAUGCAAUGUGAUGUUAUCAGUUUGGUCUUAAUAAAACAUGUUAUUCAGUCAUGUUUUCUGUAAUAUAAGACCAUGGUUUUAAGUGCUAUGAUAAUAACUAAUGCCCUGCGUGGCGGGUUCCUAGUGUGAAUCUUUUUAGUGAUGAGUUAAACGUUUAUAAACAUCUGUUGCAGCGCCCUAAUGACAGCAACCUCAAGGUCGAUGGAAAUAGACUUGCUACCUUCCUAAACUACGUAAGUACCUGUGUGUGCGAGUACGCAGCAAUUUCACCUUAUUCUUUCAUUUUGUAAUUUUAUCCCUGUAGAAAGAUGAACCUGAUGCUUUCAAAAGAUUAGGGACUGGAAAUCGUGUGGCAACUUUUUUGAACUACGUAAGUAUGUGCAUCCGGUCGCCGUUGAUUGAAGGCUGGUUUGUGGCAGUCACUUGAAACCGUCAGAAGUCUCACAGAUAUAUGUAUGAUGACCAUGACCUCUUAAAGCUGUAGUUUAUGGUGGUGGUUAGAGAAACAUUAGCCACGUUUACAUGGGCAAAAUUUCUUGAUCUGACUAAAAAUCUAAGGGAUCGGAUAAUCCGAAUCCACUGUUUAUAUGGGUGCAAAAUCGAAUAAUCCGAUCAUGACGUGCGUAUACAUGCACCAAGUUUUAUUCAGAUGAGAAGCCUUUGGACAUGCGAGAGUUGUCUGAUUUCACUACAACAACUGCAGAAGAAAAGUUGUAUAGACGCCUGCGCUGUCAACAAACCAACAAACGUGGUCGUGGCUCACUUCAUCCAAUUCAGGAGUUUUCCCCUUGUUAGAUGCUGUCACUAGAUGGCGCACUUGCAUAUUUAUUUGACUGUUCUGUCAAAGGUUGCGCUGUGCGUGCAGACACGGCACCUGCGGUCGUGUUUUAUGCCAGAGUGUCAAUAAUGAAACCUCCUGUACUGACCUCAAUAAAUAAACCAAAGGCUGAAGAGUGAAGAUCGGAAUAAAUGUUUACAUGGAUGCAUUUCGGAAUAAUGAUCAACCACCCCUCUCAAUUGGAAUGCAACUUCUUUCCGACUGUACCAAUUUGGAUCAGAAUCUUCCGAUCAACAUAUUUAAAUGACGCAUUUUUAUUCCGAUUAUUUGUGCCCAUGUAAACGAAUCCAUUGUGGAGUGGACAUACUUUGAUUAGGUAAGAGCUUCAAUUAUACCGGUUAGUGUUGCUAAAGAUCUUGGAGUUAAAAAAGAUGAGCCAACAAUGAAAUUUGAUUUCACUCUGAACACAUGGAGCAGUCAACUUCUUAAAGGAAAACAAAAUCAAAAACUCUUGAUCACAUGAUUUAAAUAAAAAAAUCACUGGUUGUUGCGUUAACUGACAUAUAACUGUAACUCUUUGUCCCCACCACAACCAAAGACUGUUAUUGUCUUCUUUUAGUGUCUAUUUUAAUUGGGUCUUAAGAGGUUGUAGUUGUAUCACUUAUCUCUGUGAGGACCGGCUGCCUGACAUCUACGCCACAUUCUCCUUUAUUUUAGCUUCAUGGGCAGAUACAUAAGCUCUGGUUCAAUCUUGCACUUGGAUUGAUUGACUUUGAUAACGGUUGACUAAUUGGCUUGUUACAGUCACAAAUGGAGAUCUGUUUACUUUAUGUGUUUUGAGACAAAAAGGCUGUAAUAAUUCUAACAGAUUUUGGGGAGUUUUUUUUUUUGUUUCGUUUGUUUGUUUUGUUUGUUUUGUCAAUCAGUUCUGGUACAUAUUGUGGAGAGUUUUGUUGGCCACUCCCCAUUAACACACUGAUGCAAAAGACACAGUUUUUCCCUGCUAACACCGGCGGAAUGACCUUAGAGUUUUACCCUAAAAGAGAGGAAAAAAAACUGUUUCAGUACAGUUUGUCCUCUUAGUGUCAUUUCCCCCAAACUAGUAUGAUGAUGGUUUGUAGUUGACCAUUUAUCAUCAUAAUUUAAGUCAAUCUUAAGAUAUAGACAGUAUAAGGCAUGUUCAAUCACAAGUUACAACACUGUUACAGAGAAUUGAACAUGACUGAAGAUGGUGUGAAGUGAAGAAGAAGCUACGUAAACACUUUAGGUUUAUUUCUAUUUGAAUGUUUGGUCAAAGAAAAACAUCUUUAAUUCAACACUGAGUUUUUUUUUUAGAUUUGAGAUCACCUGUUUAGGUUAAUGUUUAGUUAAAAGAAAAAAUGUAUAUAUAUUUAUUAGUAUAUGCCCUAACAGGUCAUUGUAGUUCAGGUUUGUGAUAUUAAUUAGCUUUUACCUCUCAUCACAGUAUGUUGACGUUGUGUUAAAGAAUCUCUCAUCUUUGAUCCUGAUGGAGAACUGUUCGGUUUUGUGUUUCGUUACUUUUUUACGCUCAACUUUAUUUUGUGCAUAUUUUCACAGUUAACAAACGGUAAUUAGUCUGUAUUUAUUCUAACAACAUAUUAUGGAAUUAAGAUGUCAGAUGAGUCAGUUUUUCUCCAAUUGAUAAAGACAUACUUACUAUACAGAUGUUUUUUCUGAGUUGAAAGCAGCCGGUGAUUUUUAGAUAUAUUUUGCUGUGACUCAGAGUUUAAAGGGAUACAUCAGUGAAGUACUGAAGAGUGUUAUCAUCGAAGGAAAACACGGAGACCAACUUCUUUUAUUGUCCUUCUUAGAUGACUGACGUUGAAGCUGGCGGUGCCACAGUCUUCCCCGACUUUGGAGCAGCGAUCUGGCCCAGAAAGGUAACGAGGAGGCCUUUAAACCUUGGUCUCUCUCUUAAGAUCAGACAGGAUGUGGCGUCCGUGGUUAUGAUAAUAUAGAGUUAUAAAUAUCUUCUUUUUUUUGCUCAUAAUUUCAUGCCUGAUACAUGUACAUCCACUGAAAUAUUCUCUGAGCUCAAAACAACAAGCUCUGUGUGUUUUGACGUUCCUUCUCCUCUCCACAGGGGACGGCAGUGUUCUGGUAUAAUCUCUUCAGAAGUGGAGAGGGGGACUACCGGACCAGGCAUGCGGCCUGUCCUGUCUUAGUAGGAAGUAAAUGGGGUGAGUUAUUGUUAUUGCUGACCUGAGAUCAUCACUGAAGUAGACUGAAAGAGAGACCUGACUGUACUGACAUUGAAAAUUUUGCACUAAAGGCUUAUUGUGUCUAUUUUUUGUUGUUUUUUUAAUCUUCACGUUUCUCUGCUCUCCAGUCUCGAACAAGUGGAUUCAUGAGCGAGGACAGGAGUUCAGGAGACCCUGCGGCCUAACAGAAGUAGACUGAACUUAAACCAACACUUAAAGAAUCUGCAGAAACUCUCAAACACACAAUCUCUCAGUUGUGCCUUUACUCUGGUAGUGAUACAAUUUAUUCUAUGACUCAUUUUCUACAUUACUCUCAAACUAUCAGAAAAAAACAUAUCCCCCCGUGUUUACCCACACCUCCAUAACGAGAUUAAGAUUGAGGAAUUAAAUUCAAAUUUAAUAGAUUUAAUAGACUUUUAUGUCAAAUUCAGUUAACUCAUGAACACUGCAGUCAUUUCAGGUCACUCUUUUUUUUUGCCUUUGAAUAGUUCUUUUGAAGCCAUUCAGAUCAAGCUUUAUAAAAGUAACCUGAUUGUCCAAAUUUCUGAGAAUUGACACAAAAUACUAAGAGGGAAAACCCUGCAAAUGUGUUAAAUUCUUCAAACAAAUCAGAGGUAUUUGCAUUCUACAGAGCCCGGGAGGUGACAUAAAAUUUUAUUUUUUUAAAUUUGCAUGUUUUGUAUUGUAAAAUUGUAUCUUGCGCAUGCGUUUUUGUAAAUAAUCCUCUGCGUGCCUCAUUUGUAACAUUUUCUUUUAUUUAGGUACGACUCACAGAGAGAUACUUGGUAGCUUAGCGAUAUUUGGUAUUGCUUUGAGUAGGAGACUCCUCAUCAGGAUCCUUAAAGCACAGCGACUUUGCCACCAGCGAUAUUCGGAAGUGAUUUUGUAUAUUAACGAACAGUUCAAUCGCACCUGUGAUAUAAUAAAACGCACGUGCGAGAUAAUAAAUCGUACGUGCAAAUUAAAAAAAAAAAGUUAAUGUCACCUCCCCGAGUCUGUAACAUUCCUCAAACAGAGAGGAAAAUCAAUUCAGUAGUUUGUUUAUUUGGGGGGAAAAUAAAAUAAAAUCCAGACAUAAUGCUUUUAAAAACGGUCUGCUUCUGAGCUUUGCAGUGAAUUUGGAUAUUACAUUUAGAACUGCGCUUUAACUAGCUGUUACCUCUGCUUUUAAACACAAAGACAUCUUCAAACUCUUUAAAAACAAAAGCAGCAGAGCAUUCAUUUCCACUCAUUCUCUAUCAUUUACUUUCAAAGUGUCUUACUCUUUGUCAAUUUUGUCGAACUUAAAAUCAAUUUCCUCAAACCCUGUUCAUGACGUUUUUAUUAUUUAUAGUGUUUAAAUUAUUACACUGUUACAUUGUGGAUGCUCUUUGGGCAAGAUUGCAAACAAACCAGUCAAUAAACAGUGUCUUUUAUUAGAAUGUUUUGUGCCUGUCUUGACUACUUUAAAUCAACCCGACUCUGUAAUCAAACUGUCCUUCUAUUAUUUCUGACCUUCAGACUAUCCCUUGAAUCUUUGCCUUUGAUGGAGCUCAGUAGAUUUGUCGAAUUUUCUUUGGUUUCGCACAAAUUGCAAACUUGAAAUAAAGAAUCACACAGCCUGAUUCAGAAUUGUUUUUGGCCCUCAUCGCUCAUUUUUUUCAUUCGAAACGACUUUGAGGCUGAUAUUGUCGAAUAAUUCACCUGUUAGAGAUGAGACAGGCCUAAAGUUACAUAAAUUUAAAAAGAGCGGGCCCUUUAAACAACUGUUGGAUCGCACAAACAGUCUGCUAGACAUCACAUCAGCAGAUUCCUAUCACUGAAUUUUCCCGCUUGGCUUCCCUGUCCGUACACAGUCGGUCUGGCUCUCAGUAAACAACAAGGCACCUGCCAAAAUUCCAAACUGGAGGCUUCAAAAUGGUAAUCCACAAACAAACGGGUUAUCACGGUCGCUCGCUUUGUCAGCUGCGUUAGUACGGUCUGAUGUUUUUAAAGGGCCCAAACACCAGUGAGUUUUCUGGCUAUAUUGUGAAAUAAUUAAAGUUCUUCGUGCCUUAGACAAAUCAAUACUAAUCAUGUAAUUGGAAUGAUAUUUGUAGUCAGUAGAGCUGCCCUCAAGUGGGUAGCUGUGGAACUGCAGUUUUUUGUACGCCCAUAUUGGCUUCAAUUUUAAACACCAGAAGUGACCUUUUCUUAUGAUCUGAUCUCAAAGUGUUUCCUCUCGGGAAAAUUUACCUCAGACCUUUCUAUCUGUAACUUUUUUAAAACCCUGUCACUCUUUUUUGCAGCUCAGCAUGUUGACCAGGAGAUCACGAGUGAAAAAGGAAACACAAGUCUAAUUUCUUUAGUCGCAAACAGUCAUUUAGACUACAGGAGUGUUUGCUGGAGGUCAUUAUAUAUUUCUUAAUGGUACAGAAUUUAUAUUUGAAGUAUUUUCUUUAUUUCUUUAAACCUUAAUGCUUUGAAUGUACAUAUUUAUUUUAAAUACAUGAAAUCUUUAAUAAGUUAUUUCAUCAAAUUUGUUAUGAGAUGAGUCUGUAAGCUGUUUGCUGAUGUGUAACAUACUCAUCCACAUUUGUUCUCUUCUGAGUCUGGAGUUGAUUUUUUGUGGUGAUCUUUUUUGCCAACAUCGUUCUUGUGGUUUUGACUUGAUUCCUGCAGUUUGGCUGUAUUCUUAGUGAUCCAUCUCAGCACUUCUGUAGUUAGAAUUGAUAGUUCAGUGGUGUUCAUCUGACCAAGUUUUAAUUUCCGAUGAUAUUAGUAACUUCAAAUUCACGAUUGUUUUCAUUAAAACGUGACCAAAAAGUUAUUUUUUAUCUAAAUCAAUUUCAGAAAAAUUAAUAUUCCUAAGAGUUUCAUUUUUUAUUCACGCCUAAACUUAAAACUGGAGAUUUUCUCAUCUCAUUAAGUGAAUGUUCCUCGUGACUGCUUUACUCAGGUCCAGAAGAAUUUGGUAAGAGAUCCCAGAGCUUAAAUUUGUGAUCUAACAUGGGGGAAGGUGUGGUGCAAUUGGCUAAAAUUUCCAAAAAGGAUGGACCAGAGGGAUUAUGGGUUUUAUUUAUUUGAUUUUUUUUGGAAAUGCAAACGAAGCACCAUGUUCCAUUCUUUUCACAUUUCUUACAGCACGUGGAAUGAGUAACCCAGUCCAAAAGUAAAAGUCAUUUUUUCAGGUCCUCAGAGGCCGCUUGUAUAAGCAGCCUUUGAGAACCAUCAAAUCACAGCUGAACUGAGGGGCCGAUGCAGACUUUGGUGGAAUAUUAAAUGUCUUGUAAACAAUGAACUAAUAGUCUAUCAAAGUCUUAUUAAAUGGAUAUCUGUGAUCUUUUAUAAGUCCAAAUGUGAGGAGUUACACACAUAAUGUUCAGCAAAUGUUAAACAGACGUUGACCAAAUGCAGAGAGGAUACUUCCGCUAAUUUUACCCAAUGCCCAAUCCAACCCUGAGGCACAAUACCGUACAAGUGUUUGUUAGUGCAUUUACAUUGUAAUUUAAGAUGCACACACCACUUUAAUAUGAGAUAUAUAAAAUGUUCAUGUUUCUCCUCCUUCGCCUGGUUUGAACUUCCUCAAAAGUUUGUGUUACAACUAGAAGAGAGGAGAGGAUCAGUUGUGUUAUCAGUAAUAUCCAUAACAAUGACCCAGAGUCACGUAUUCAUGUCUGUCUCCUUCCAACGGAUGAUGGGAGAUGCCAAACCAAAUACGUGUCGAGUUUUCAAGCCCCAGCAGGAGGUGAGGGAGUUGCCGUCCUUUCCCAAUCUUUGUCUCUUCUCUCCGUAAUCAUGUCUCAAACAGUCUCAGACAGUUGAAGUAUUAGAUCGUAACAUUUAAGGGAACUUUGACCUUGUCUGUAACUCCAGACCUGCCAUUUUUUUCUUACCUUUUGGCACUUAUUUGAAAUUAGUAACUCAUUCCCAAAGCUCAAAAGAAACAUUUUCCAUUCCUUGUCUUACGUAAACUGUCUCUGAGAAGAAGAAAAUCACAGUUCAACACAGGAGGCCUGGCAUACAUGGAUGAAAUAUUAACCAAGCGCUUGCAGGGAUAAAUCAUUAUCAAAUUCGAACAGUUUGCACAGUUUAAGCACCAUCACCGGGAGAAAACCACAAUUAGAACUUGUUAUACACCUCUACUUAACACUCACCUAGUUGUGUGCAACCACUCAUGUGUGUCCCAUCGAACUUCUGUGUCACUGUAGACGGGCCAGAGGGAUAUCUAACUAAACAUGCACAAGUCCUAUUUUAUUGAAGUUGGGAUGUUGUGUUAAACAUAAAUAAAAAAAAGAAUAUGAUAAUUUGUAAAUCUUUUUCACCUAUAUUCAAUUAAAUGCACUAAAAAGACAAGAAAUUUAAUGUUCAAACUGAUAAACUUCUUUUUGGAAAUAUUUACUCCUCUUGAAUUUUCAUCAGCUUGAACAUUAAUUCAGUCAAAGGAUUUAGAGAUCACUAUACUCUGUUUUUAUUCACGUUUCACACAAUGUCCUGACAUCAUUAGAGUUGGGGUUUGUAUUUAAGAAACAUUUUAGAUUAUAUCACUAUAAAAAGACAAAAGUAGGUCUGCAGAAAAGAGGGCAUGAAGUACUAUUCUGACAAGACACAUAACACCAGUUAAUGCCCCACCCUGUCCUCUGCGGAGCAUGUUUGUCCAGAGACUGUUGGCGCUACGGCUUAAUGAACAUACAUGUGAGGGGCACUGUGAAAGGAAAUUGUCUCGUAACAAAACUCAGAUGGCAUCAUUUCCCAAAAGGAUAGAAAAAAAUAACAAAACAAUACAAGAAGUAAUUGAAUUCCGGGUUGUGCUGAGAUAUGGCAUUCAUUACAGUUAGACAAUAGGGACCCUGACCUUCAUCCACCGAAAUGUUCUCCGGCUCGUCUUUGAGUGCAAGUGAACGUUUGUGCCAAAUUUAAAGCUCAUGUCUUUUUUUAUGUAUGUAAGGAUCAAGGAAAACCGUGCGUACAAGAAUGGAAAUUCAACAAGAGCUUUCUCUUGUUCAGGGUAAGUUGGCCCUUGACCUUUUGGAACUAAAGCCAUCACUUUAUUGUAUUUUUUUACCAUUAGAUAUCUUUAUAAAAUGACUUUAUGAAUUUGUGAGUUAAAUUUUGUAAGCAUCUUAGAUGGUCGUACGGAUGGCGUGUUAACUAUUAAUUAAUUAAUGCUCAUUACAAGGCUUUUAAAAAGUGUUACCAAAUACUGUCUAAAAAGUGGAAAUCUUCACCCAAUUUAAAGAAACUCCCAUGUGUUCAAGAUAUACUUAAAGGGAUAUUCCAGCGUAAAAUUAAGUUAGGGUCAAACACACCGAAACACUGAGCUAGCAGAUAGCAAUACAGAGAGCCAUGAGCUCAACCAAAACGCCACUCUGUAGCCAAAAAUAAUGCUCAGAACAGCACCUAACUUCAUCAAUAGCACAUAAAGGGUCCCAGCCAUAGUACUCACCAUCAAACAUCUUUUAAGCUUGGCCUGGUUUCUUUAUCAAAGAGACUAAACACAACUCACCCUCUCUCUUCCAGCAGCCGUACUGACCAACCGUACUACCAACCACAAAAUGGUUUAAAAAGUACCAAAAAUUAUCUUGUAUUUUUCAAAGUGAGUUAUUUUUUUUUGUUUUUAUUUUUUCAUUUCAAAGUAGAUUACUAUGAGGCUCUUGUUAAUAGUAAUUGAAUAACUCAGGGGAUCUAGCUAAAACAGAAUCGGGAUAAUAACUUCUGCAGACAGUCUGCUUGACCCAAACUCUUGACUUAGUUUGUCUGCGCACUUUCUUUAAAAAUGUUUGAUUCUGUCUGUUUGAAAUGUACCAUUUGAAAACUCAUUUUUGCUCUAUUCACAGAGUUUUCCUCCGCCUGCACUAUACCGCCUGACCAGAGCAACACAAGAAACAAAAUACAGUACAAAGUUUGGAUCUGCUUGCUGAGUCCCUCAUGAUUAACUAUCCUCAGUGUUCUCAUUUGUCUUUGUUUGAUGUAUACACGUUGUUUGUCAGUACAAGUGUUUAUUCCAAGUAUUUUACAUAUGUUGUAAAAUGUACUUUGCCUUCCUUGAAUUUCAGUGAAAGCAUCAGAACACAUUAAAAAAGUUAUACAGCAGAAGGCACUGAAGAAUAACAGAUGGAACAGCUGCAUCAUGACAUAUGUAGUUGCAGCUUCUAUUCAAAUGAGGUCUCCUGAGGUGAUCCCUGUCUGAGAAAGAAAAUCUAACUGUAUUGCAUAGGUCUGUUCAUGACUCACUGUCUUUCAAAUAUUGCAUUAUGUGGAUGUUGUUACAUCCACAUAGAAUACCAGACAUCAUCCAGAAUCUUUUUAUGGAGGAAUGUGUUUUUAUUUUUUUUUUGCCAUCAGGUUUUUAUUUUGUUAUUUUGGAAAUGGCCCACAAACACUAAGCAGAUAAUCAUAUCCUUCUGUGUCAACAGCUGUUUGUGUUAUAAUGAAAUGUCCUGCCAAUGCUUUAGGACAUUUGUGUGUCUUAAUAGAAAAGCAACUUUCUGGUUACUCAACCUCUCAGCUCUUACAUGUGUCUCCAACAAAGAAAUGUGAAUGAUCUAAAGGACAGAUAAUGUAUAACAGUCCCUGUGUUUGUCAGUGAGUAGCAAAAAGUUACCGCUCAUUUUAUUACUUUUAAAUUUUCACAGUGAGACAAGACGUCAGGACAAGCUGCUCCUCUGCCUUCAUGAGAUGGACACCAGAUGAGACUCAGCGUUUUUCAACAGUUUCAACUGGUAAAAGAGGUAAAGAUGAAAAAUAAAAUAUUCACACAGCACAGUAAACUCACAUAUUACAUAUUUCCUUAUUCUCGUUGUUGGAGUAAAUGUACUGUGGUAGCUGUGCAAAUUUGUCCAAUCAAGAAAAGUCUCUUGAAUGUACCCUAAACUCAAGAGGGAGUCAGCAACUUAGGGUUGAAUAUUGAAAUAAGAGUUAUUUUUAGUGAUUUUCUCUGUGUUUAUUAAAACAAACUGUUCCGAGGGGGUUUACCCAAUCAAUUCCAAAUUUUACGGUGUAUUAUGACAGAAGAUUAAAAAUUAUCAAAGGUUUUUGACUUCAUCAGUGGGUGUGGCUGUGGCAAGCCCUUAAAAAUAGUUGUUUUCCAUGAAACAAGAAGUAGUUUUUCCUCAGCCAAGCAUGCUCCAAUCAGAUAAAUGUGCACUAAACAUAGUGAGGGUCCAGGCCUUAACAGUCAUAUGCCAGUACUUGGUCCCAGUCAUAGCGCCUCCUAGAUGCAGCAGGAAAUAUAAGCAUGACAGAAUUAUCUUGAGAUGUUGGUCUUCAUGUGUGCCAAAAACUGAGUUUUCAUUAGCACAGUGUAGCGAGAUUCGAUGUAAUACUCCCCAAGACAUUUCAAACUAUCCUAGCUCAGUCCUACAUCAACAAGUCUCCGCAAAAUUCCCUGUGCUUAUAAAGGGUCCCAGUCUGAACUAUCGCUCUAACUUUUUGUGUAGGUUACAGAGGCAUUUGAAAUAUUGCACUUAAAUAUUAGAGUCAAGGGAGAUUUCUUGCCAAAUCAGCAGUUUAUCUCUGGAAAUAAACCAACAUCAAUGUAAUGAAAUCUCAAUGCAUGCUGUUUCACAUCUGUGUGAAAAUACUUAUUUGUUCGUAACUUUUUUUUGGUGCACAGUUCAGGCUGUGGUGCAUUUGAGUAAAUUCAUACAUUCCUGCUCUCUGGCUUCGUUUUCUUUUCUCCUGUUACUUCAAUAGUUCUCAGCUCUUUGAAAUACAUUGCUCCUCAGGCAUCAUUACAUAAUAAGUUUUCAUAACCUGGUCAUUCAUACGUUAGGCAACUGAACCUCCUCACCUUUCCUUAGCUCAAUUUUUAGCCUGCAAAACCAGGACAAGUGGCUUUGGUUGACCGCAGCUCUGUAAUAUAGAGGGGAGCCCCAUCUGGCUGCUUCACAAAUGCCUACAUACAUUCAUAUCCUGUUAGUUUGUAAAAGUGACUCCAACAUCAGCAAAAUGAUCAACUGUCUCACUUUUUUCUCAGAUGGCCCCAAAAUCAAUUAAACCCGAAGGUUUCUUGUUGUACCCUUGAAUAGCCCAACUUCGACUGAACAUGAGAUUCUGUGAGAAACACAAAUCCUGGACUCCUAGGUUUCAUGAUCUUAUCAAGCUACCCCGACUUCCUGCUCACUCAGAUAUUCUGUCUCUUCAUACUAAGUCAUCUGACUUUCAUUUAUAAAAGCAACCUCCUAACUGAAACAAAUUCAACACAGUCAGAGUCACAGAAAAUCCCCCAAAACUACUGUGAUACCCCA